AUCGGACUAUCGCUCGUCCCCCAUCGCAAAGAGACGCUUAAUAAUUUGGCGCUACAAAUUGGUUUUUGUACGAUUUGCAAUAUAAAAACAAAAGCGGAAACGAAAGGAUGUGGGGCAACUUCGAGGCAUCAUCCCGCGAGGAUGAGACCAUCUCCAAUGUGUUCUCCUCUAGGGGCAUCUUUCAAAUCAGCAGCGAAGAGGAGGUGACUAAGUAUCCGGCCGUCUUGGCCUCGGUGCAAUGCGGCAAAAUGGUAAUAGCCAUCGACAAGUGCCUGCUGCUUCUCGAGGACGAGCUGGUGGCCGAGUGUGCCUGCCUGAACUUUGGGGCCACCAUCGAGGCGGUUGGAAUUUCCUCCAGCGGCAACCUUAUUGUCUGCGGUCUUAGCGACGGCGAGGUCCAUGGGGUGUCCAUCAAGGGACUGCUUCUAUUCGCCGUGUGCGUGAACCUGGAGGAUGUGACCGUGUCGGGGGGCACCUUCCGGAGCAUCCAUCAACUGGGCCAGCACUUUUAUUUAACCUGCAGGAAUGGCAGCAUUUACUGCCUCAGUGACAUCGAUGAGCGCUCUUUGGAAACCCUGUCCAAUAUGACACUGAAGGAAAACGAAACCAUGGCCAGCGAGAAGGCCCUCCUCGAAGAUGUCACCAUCAAGCGUAUGUCCACGGGACGUUCGAAUGCCAAUGUGGACUGCGUGGUCCUGUUGCAGCAUCAAAUCACCAGCCCUAAUGCCCAAAAUAACCAAGAAGAGUUGGGCUUGGAUCGAGGCUUGAUCAUCACAGGAGAUCAUGGGACACUGAACUUCAGGACCAGCUCCAACUCGGACUUUACGCGCAUCACUCUGCCUGAUCACUUUGGGGAUCUCAAGCAGAUCUACAACCUGGAGCACUGUGUGAUUGCUCUGACCCACUCUGGACACUUGCUGGACAUCUGUCCUUACACCCGCCUUGUGUACAUGUGCCACACUAAUCAGCGCCAGAGCCUGCUCAUCGAGGAUUUGCUGGUGAUCGAAUGCAGCGAGGAGAACAUAGAACUGCUGCUGCUGACGAAGCCCACGGAAGAUGGACGCUUCAUCAAGAUUGUGGAGUACCCUUCUUUGAAAUGCAAAAACGAAGUGGAGGUGCCGGCCCAUGCCUGGCUCGUGCGCCAGCCGAAGUGUGCGGUGAAUCUGUAUUAUCUGGCGGCCAAGGAGGUGAAUCGGGAGAGCAUACCCACGGUGGUGGAGAUGAUGCUGGUUUCGGAGACCGAUCCCAGUGAUCGUUUCAAGAAACUAAUAGCCAAAGGACGCCUGGAAGAGGCGGAGGAAUUUGGGGUUCAGUUUGAGCUGUGCCUGCAGCCCAUUUAUGAGGCCAAGGCCAAGCGCAUACUCGUGGAGCUGUGCAACUCCUCCUCCUCAGCCUCCUCCUCCUCCUCCUUGCUGGAUAGCAAGUUCCAAAGCCUUUUGGAGCUUCUAUCGCAGAUCGAGAGCAAGGCUUUUAUCAAGAAUCACCGCAUGAUCAACCUGAGCUCCAGACAUAUCCUGGAACGUUACCUGCGCGAGGUCCAAAAGCGCCUCAGCUUUGAGGACGACGAAGAGGACAUGCUGGAGAUCGAUGAGCAGCUGCUUCGCCUGAAAACACUGGCCAUUACCGAUCCCUAUGAGUGCAAUACGGACUGGCAAAAGUUCAUUUACGACAAGAAUCUCGUGAGGAUGGUCAAGUCCUUGUUUAAUACGGACAUGCCCACGGCCUGUCUCAUUUGGCGUAGGCAUUCCUGCAGCAUUUUGCCUUUGCUCAACGAGGAUGAGCUGCGCACUUUGCUGGGUUUCAUACCCGGCAACUCGAAGCCCUUCAAUGUGGUGCAGUGGCUGCGCCAAUUUAUACCCUUGGUGAGCAACACGCAUCCUGGCAUUAUGCCUUUUAUAACCGACUGGAGCAUUGAGAUGACCCGCAAGCUGCAAUACAGUCCCCACUGGCCAGAUAUUGGCUUGGAGUUUGCCUCGAAGAUCCUGGAGAUCUUCGAGGAGAUACAGUUUACUUACUCGGACGUUCGUCGCCAGCAGGAACGUAAUUUGGGCAAAGUGCGUGACCUUGUCAAUGCCUUACAGGAUCUGUCCGUGCUCAAGACCCAUUACAACAUGGGCUUCACCCUAGACAACUACAUGACUGACUCCAUUGAGGCCACCGCUCUUAGCAUACUGCAGCAUGUGCAGCUCGACAAGCUGAAGCGUCUAGUAGAGCACUUCCUGUACCCCAUUUUCCAGGAGAAGGGUCGUCACCCACAGGACGUGAUCAGGCAGUAUAUAGCCCAGUUGGUGGCCAGCCGGCAAUCGUCCAGCAAUUGGCUAGAUCGAGCGAUGGCCUGCAUUGAGUUGCUGCACAACGAGGACAGCCGCCUGGAAUGUGCCUUGUCCGUGCUCAGGAAUGCCCCAGUACCCUGGCCUGAAUCACUAGCUCCCCUUAUCCGCCUGCGCAACUCCACCAAUCCCUUGGCCUUGAAGAUCAACGAUGAGUAUGAAAUCCAGGUGAUAAAGAUCAUGAAGGCCAAGUACGGCUGGCCGGCGGACAGCUCGGAGCUCAAUGUGGAGCUCUUUGCCAUGCGGAUUGUCAAGAUGAACCUGCCCGACAUGCUGCAAGACAUCCAAACGCUGACCAAGGCGGCGCCCGACAUCUCGGUGAGUGCGAACCUUCAUUGCUGCUACCAAAUGGCUCGACGCGGACAGAUCGAGCAGGCGUACGAGUUUUUCAAGACUUUGAGCAAGGAAAAGUACUCGGAGGAUGGACAGCAUGUGGUGGAGAUCCUGGCCACCUUGCUGGAGAACACGCCACACGCGGCCUUUGAGAAGGAGUCAAAGGCCCAGGAGCAUCAGAAUGUCCUGGAGCUGUUCAAGCUGUGCCUCCCUCAAGCUGAAGCCUCCUACGAGCGGCGCUAUUUGAUGGUCAAGCAUCGCCUUCAGCUUAGCCAGAAAUUUGGUGUGGAACUCACUUGCAGCAGUGAGCUUAUCCCUUUGCACAGGCGACUCGAGUUGCUGGAUGAGACUCUUGAAAGAAUCGUGGAGCGGGCUCAGGCAAAACCUAAUAUGCCUGCUUUCAUUAUCAGCGAAAUUUUGGAGCUAAGCACGGCUCUUGGCUUGUCCCAGGUGUUUGGCCUCCAGCGGAUUUGCCACCGGGUGGGUUGCCUGCCUUUGAGCUGUGCCAUUGCCUUCCAUGUGACGCAGUUCAUCGAUUGUGUGCCUAGCAAUGCCGAGGACUUUAUUAACCUGGCUUUAGAGCUGAUUAUCCAGCAAAUUGAGAAUGCCAAGGGCACGGAUAAUGAUCUACCUUCUUCCCUUCAGCUUAUCACCGACAGCGAUCCCUUGAGCUUUCCUCUGGCCUACGAGUUGCUCACAAUGGCUCAGGCUCAUGAGCAGUGUCGUCGCCGGGAUCUCAUCGAGGUUAUCAAGUAUGUGAGGGUGGUGAUGAUCCACUAUCCCUUGGAUGCCCUCAAGAAGCACUAUGAGGGCAAGGAGCAGGCCAUCAACGAGCACAUUUGUCGCACUUUGGAGGGCACCACACUGGUUUUUGGAGAGAGCACCCUCAACUUUAGCAGUGCCCUCAAUGGCUCCUUUGAGGCUAAGCCUGUGCUGCAGGUGCCAGCGGCUAAGAAGCGCCACUCAGUGUCCAUAUUCGAUGAGGUGGAAGUGCAGCCGGCACAACAGCCGCAGAAAAAGAAAAUCCUUGGCUCUCACCUGCCCAUAGUCAAGUUCCUGGCCAGAACCCUGCGCCUCAUGGUGAUAGAAGCGGAACCCAACAACUCCCUGCUGAUGCACAUACGUCAGGGGCUCACGGAUAACCCCACCGAGGUGGUGGACAGCGCCCAGACCGACUUCUUUCAGUCCAUGGAGCUGCUGACCAAGACCAAGGAGCACGACGUUUGGUACGUGAUGCUGCAGUAUUUGCUGGAGUUCCAGCAGCAGAACUGCCUCAGCAAGCGGAUCAUCAACGAGGGCUUCAUCACCCUGCAACUGCGUCGCAUUUUACGCAAUGCAAUUAGCAAUAAGAAUGUCAACUUCAUUGAACUCUUCACCAUGCUGGCUGUGAAUACGGAUGCCGUGGCCCUGCUGGAUAAGCUCUCCAAGGAGGUCAAGUCCGACCUGCAGAUGAUCAAUUGCCUGACCCUGUCCGCCAUGUACAGCGAGCAUCUGGAGGAUGUGGAGACGGUGGAGAGGAUAAGAGCCAAACGCUUGAAACUCUAUUAUUACCUGGAGUUCUGCCAGCAGGAUCCGCGCAUCAUAGGCAAGUUCAAUGCCGAAAUGGACAGCGUGAAGAAUCUGCUCAAGGAGUUCCACAACAAGCAACUCGAUGUGCGUUUACUCGAGCGCAUUAGCCGAGACUUUGGCUUUGAUUUCCAGAAGAUCCUAAUCACUCAGAUCCUGAGCAUACUGAGUGGCCAGGAGCUGCGCUUCGAUGUCCAUCUCGACAGCUUUGGCGAUGAGAAGCUGGUCAUGCUAUCGAGCGCCCAGGAAAUGCUGGACAUGUGCCAGCCCUACAUCGAGGCCAUCAAGAACGUGGAGCUCUUUACCUCAAAGCUGAAGCAGUUCAUCGAGGAGAUCAACAUUUACUUUUACGAGCUGUACAUGUGCGUGAUCGACAUCCUGAUGUUCUUCAAUGCCGCUCCGAAGGAGAUGGAGAUCUGGAAGAACAUCCUGCGCUUUCUGCGCUACAAAAUGACCAGCCGGCGUCGCAAUCGUCCGAGUCAGUUUGAGACGGACAUGUGGCUGAAAUCGCAUAAGGAGAAUGGCAUUCUGCCUAAGAUCUCGCGCUAUCGUUUGCCCUUCAAGGCGAUUGUGGAGCAGCCGCUAAAGGAUAUUCUCGUCAGCGAACUCAGCGUCGACAACUGCUUGGGCUGGUUUCCCCUGAUACAGAUGCACACCUCGCUGAAGGGCUCCAAGGACAGUGCCCAGAACUGUGACUACUUUUGCAUGUCGGCGGUGAAUAACUCGAUAGCCGAGUACAAGUCCAGGAAUGAGCCAGAGUCCUGGAGUUUGCAUCCCACGAACAAUGCAUUCCUCAUGUCCAUUCUCCGGCUCGUGGAGAACAUACACAAUCCGAACAAGGCCUUCCAGAUCCUCUACUAUGUGUCAUGCUAUGCCCGGGAAGGAGCUGACCAGGUGGAGGCCUCCUACGAGUGCUGGAAGUUCAUGCAGGAGAAGGGCGACCUCAUCACCGACAAGGAGCACAUGGCCAAGGUAAGGCGACGCUAUCCCAUCCAGAAGACGCAGCACCUGCUGCAUGUGUACGGUCUCACCGACGAGAGGCUCUUGAACCAAGUGGAGAAUCCCAACGAGCUGAUCAACAGCCUGUACCACCAUGAGCUCAUCCUCAAGUCCUCGAAAGUGGACAUCAAUGCCUUGGUGGGGGAGAUAGCCAAGCUGCAUGGCCUCUGCCUGGACACCAUACAGUACCGAUUGCUGCAAAAGUGGCUAUCGGUGACCAUGGAGCCGGCGGACAAUACCAUGCUGGAGGAGACCUUCAUGGAGGAGCCGGAGCAGCCGAGCGGAGGGGAUGGUACUAAUGGCCUCCAGAAUGCCAGCGAGAAUGUGAACAGGGCCUUUUACAUCCUCUCCAGCUGGCCCAAGGCGGAGGCUGUGAAGUUCCUGGUGGGCCAGAUCUUCAAGGGCGGCUCCAUGAACACCUCCACGCAGCUGCAGAUGUACGAGUGCUACUCGAAGCUCAACGAUGGCAGCAACUUCUUUACCAGCACCAUCAACCAGAAGCAGUUCAUUAGCAUCAAGUGCGUCAAUGACCUAAAGACCCUCGGCUACAAGUCGAACCUGGAGAAGUUUGCCGGCGAGCAGUGCAACAAGAUUGACAUUCUGAAGAUGAUCUGGCAGCGCAAUGCCCAGAAUCCGCUUUCCCUGGAGGUGAUGGCCAACAUCUGCCUGGGUUUCGAUGUCCACUUGCCCAAGAUCUGGAACGGAAUCCUCAAGCGCAUGAUCAUGUUUAAUAUGGUGCGGGAACUGAACGCUUUGCUGGAUGUCCUUAGCUGCCGGCCUCAUCUCCUGCAUCUGGAUGGUCUGGCCCUGGCCUGGGACUAUGUAUUGUGCCAUCCGCUGACGAAUGCUGUGCAGACACGCUCCUUUGCCCAAGAGGAGCAGCUGCACAAGACCCUUCUGCGGCUGCAGGGCUGCCCGGUGGUCCACUCCCUUAAUCUGCUGCAGUUCGCCGAGUACUGUGUGGUGAUCCAUCGACCCCACAUGGCCGCCGCCAUCCUCAGCUUCUGCGAGAGCUCGGAGGAGAGGCAGAAGAUCAAAAUGCUUAUACAUUCCCGUCCCGUGGAUAAUCUACGGCAGCAGAUUUUGGAUCUGGAAGAUGCCGGCCUGCUACCGGUGGUGCUUAACUUUGCCCUGAAGGAAUUGAGUCUCUGAGCGGCAAGUUGGCAUUAUUUUUAAAUUGUUUACACUUAAGUUGUAUAAAUAAAUGAAGUUAUAUAUGAAGGGAGUGUCAUUUUAAUUCAUUUAUUUAUUUUAUUGAAAUCUAUGUAGAAAUUUUCAGAAUAAUGCAUCUCUGGAGUGCACUAUGUCCUAGAGCUGUUAUGUUUUUUGUUCUCCCUAAAUUUAUCCAACUUUAUAUUAUUUCAGUUAAUAUAGUCACAUAACAUUUUAUGUAUUUUUUUAGUCUGAAGUUUGAAAUGGAAUCAAUUCAUUUAUAUUUAAGCUUUAUUUUUCAAAAAUCCCGUCCCGUGGAUAAUCUACGGCAGCAGAUUUUGGAUCUGGAAGAUGCCGGCCUGCUACCGGUGGUGCUUAACUUUGCCCUGAAGGAAUUGAGUCUCUGAGCGGCAAGUUGGCAUUAUUUUUAAAUUGUUUACACUUAAGUUGUAUAAAUAAAUGAAGUUAUAUAUGAA
This is a messenger RNA of Drosophila kikkawai, 6856 nucleotides long. RefSeq names its product rough deal (gene rod). Lineage: Eukaryota; Metazoa; Arthropoda; Insecta; Diptera; Drosophilidae. Gene Ontology annotation, cellular component: cytoplasm; kinetochore microtubule; RZZ complex. Gene Ontology annotation, molecular function: small GTPase binding. Gene Ontology annotation, biological process: mitotic spindle assembly checkpoint signaling; mitotic sister chromatid segregation; protein localization to kinetochore involved in kinetochore assembly. The record is from RefSeq and is a predicted model, not a curated record.